This is a messenger RNA of Nakaseomyces glabratus, 1269 nucleotides long. It is a transcript of the gene HYM1, whose product is annotated as Hym1p. Gene Ontology annotation, molecular function: protein serine/threonine kinase activator activity. The record is from RefSeq and is a predicted model, not a curated record. Gene Ontology annotation, biological process: intracellular signal transduction. Lineage: Eukaryota; Fungi; Ascomycota; Saccharomycetes; Saccharomycetales; Saccharomycetaceae.
AUGUUCAAGAAGUACAAAAACCAGGACUUGGAUGUUUCAUUCUGGUGGAAGAAAAAUCCAAAGACCCCAUCUGACUAUGUGAAAUUGAUAAAUGAACAGUUGAAUAAGAUAGAACCAACACCUCUUCCUAAUGGUACCAAUAUAACUUCGUCUUCCUCAGAUAAUAAGCGAAAAGCACAGGAAGAGGUUGCUAAGUAUUUGGUUGGAAUGAAGCAUUAUAUUCUGGGUGAUGUGGACCCCAAGCCGACAUCAGAGGCAAUAGACGAAUUUUAUUCUGCAAUGCUGUCUUCAGAUAUAUUUCAUAAUCUUUUGGUACAUAUUGCAGACCUUGAUUUUGAGUCGCGAAAGGAAGUUCUUUUAAUACUUUCUAUUUGCUUAAACUAUUCAAAGGAUAAUAAGUUUGUCACUGUAGAUUAUCUGGUGUCUCAAUCCAAAACACUAUCAUUAAUGCUACGAACAAUGGGCUUGACCCUUCAAAGAAGAGAUACGUAUGAUAUCUUUAUCAUUGUCGGGAACAUGAUUAUUGAAUGCAUUAAGUAUGAGCAACUGUGUCAUAUCUUUUUAACAGAUACUCAAUUGUGGAGUUUGUUUGAAUUUGCAGGAAUUGCUAACUUUGAAAUUAGUACCCAGUCAAUGCAAAUUUUAAAUUCUGUACUAACUACCCAUCCCAAACUGGUUGCAAGGGAGUUCUUUAGUCAAGAGAAGAAUAUUAAUUUAUUUAUCAGGCAUAUUAAUAAGUUGAUGGCUCACGGUAGUUAUGUGACAAAAAGACAGAGUUCAAAGCUUUUAGCUUCAUUGAUAAUUAUCAGAGCUCAUAAUGUCCUUAUGAUGACAUACAUUAAUGCACCAGAAAAUUUAAAGCUGAUUAUGACUUUGCUGACUGAUAAAUCAAGAAAUCUACAAUUAGAGGCAUUUAACAUUUUCAAAGUAAUGGUAGCAAAUCCAAAAAAAUCAAAGCUGGUCUUUGAUAUUUUGGUAAAGAACAGAGAUAAAUUACUGGCUUAUUUAGAACUGUUUGGCAAAGAAGUUCAAGACUCAACCUUUUUGGAUGAAAAAGAAUUUAUUAUGAGGGAAAUUGAAAGUCUGCCAAGAAUUAAGCCAAAUACAAAUGAACAUAACAUUAACAUGUCCAACUCACCACCAAAAGGUUUAUUACAUUCGGAUCAAAAAAAAACGGCAUCAAGUCAGCAGUUCAAUGAAAAUCAUAAUGAGUUAUCUGGUAACAAUUCUUCUGGUAAUGUUACGAAAAGCUUAGCAUCAAUAGGCUAA